AUAAGCUUAACCUGAUCAAACGUAUCAAAAUGUUCCGUUCAAUCUUCGUGUCAUUUGCUAUCUUGAUAGUCUCUCUUUUCCAAACGACUUUUGCUAUUCCUGUGAGCGAUUCCAAGACUUUUGUGCUCACUGACGAACAUAUCGUACCAAAAUCGGAGGUGCAAAAUUUGGAAAUAAAUUCACACCAGAAUGAUUGGAUUGGAAAUAUCGAAGUUGGAGCACCACAGAACGAUUUAAUUUAUUUUUAUGGUACGCCUUAUACUAUACAGAACGACCUAACCGGAGUUGCAACGCUGAAAUUAACAUACACAUUUACUAACAAAGAUCGAACAUUUCAUUAUGUUAAAGUAGUGAGUGACAACAAUUACGCAGUGAUAUGUGCUGAUUCAGACGAUUUGGGAUCUAUUUCAUUCACUUUUACGGUUCGCGUAACUGCCUUAUCAUCUAGUAAGGUUAUACCUCUUUUCGGAGUACGUUAUAUAUAAUAUUAUACUACUCAUUACGUACAUAUAUGACAAUAAUCAUUUGUCUUAUUUGAGAUAAUUUUAUUUUGAUUACUUAAUACACAUGCACAACGUUUGUUUCCAAACUUUCUUUGUAUAAUGAACAAAAGCUGAUUUAAUCAACUUGAUAAAAACGUGUUUACUUUAAAAAAAAUUAUAACAACGAAUUGAAUUCUUUUAUUGUAAAAUAUAAGUUUUCUUUUUUUCUUCCUAAU
Pseudomyrmex gracilis is the source of this 718-nucleotide messenger RNA. RefSeq lists its product as uncharacterized. The record is from RefSeq and is a predicted model, not a curated record. NCBI's taxonomy places the organism in Eukaryota, Metazoa, Arthropoda, Insecta, Hymenoptera, Formicidae. Bases 30 to 485 code for a protein of 151 amino acids. The transcript is spliced from 3 exons.